CAUGCCAUCAUGGGCGAGCUAUGCUUCAGUUGCCAUGAGUCCCUGAAAGUGAGCUCAUGUCAGAAUCCACUCCUGAAACGAAAAAAUAAACACGCGCAACAUUUCGAAUUCCGCGCUCUUUCGUCGGACGAGACAAGACAGCAGUAUUCAAAAAUACAAUUGCGAAAUGUGAUAGCACCUCUACCAUCAAGAAAGUGAUAUAAUCUCCCCCGUUCGACCCGGCGCCUAAUUACAUUCAAAUGCAGGAAAAAAUCGCACAUUUUGGAUUAUUCAGUUAGUCCCAGAUGAUACCACGCCUAGGACUUCGUGAGAACGAUGCAUUUUACAAUCGUUCCUUUGCUUGCACUUUUUUUAAGAGUUGCUCACGCUGUAGAUCCAUCGCAAUGUAUUGCACCGCUGGGUAUGGAGAACGGAGCCAUACGUGAUGAUGAUAUAUCGGCUAGCUCCUCGUUCGAGAACGGAAAUGUUGGACCGCAGCAUGGACGCGUGAGGACGGAGCGGAACGGCGGAGCGUGGUGUCCCCAGAAACAGGCAACAACGGAACCGGAAGAGUGGCUGCAGAUCGACUUGAAGACGGCGCACGUGAUCACAUCGGUCGGCACGCAGGGAAGGUUUGGGAACGGCCAGGGGGUCGAAUUCGCCGAAGCGUACAUGCUCGAGUAUUGGAGGCCCCGAUUGAACAAAUGGAUCAAAUAUCAUAAUUAUAAAGGGGAAGAGGUAAUAAAGGCGAACACAAACACGUACUUGGAGGCAAAGAAAACGUUGGAUCCUCCGAUAUGGGCCAGCAAAAUUCGAUUCUACCCGUACAGUUAUCAUCAAAGAACUGUAUGCAUGAGAGUGGAGCUCUACGGUUGCAAAUGGACGGACGGCAUCGUGAGCUAUUCAAUGCCCCAAGGGGAUAAGAGAGGGUCAAAUUGGGAAUUUUAUGAUUUCGGAUAUGAUGGCCAUUGGGAUGGACAUGACCUGAAGUACGGACUUGGACAAUUAAUAGAUGGGAAGUUCGGGCAAGACAAUUUCAAAUUGGACUUUUACGAUGACCUGCAGACUUGGGUGGGUUGGAAGAAUGACAGCAGAUCGAACAGGCCAAUUGAAAUAACGUUCGAGUUCGACAGGAUCCGGGAAUUUUCCGCCGUGCACAUCUAUUCGAACAACUUGUUCACGAAAGAUGUGCAGGUAUUUUCAAUGGCUAAAGUUUUGUUUAGCAUCGGCGGUAAGGUAUUCACGAAAGGUGAACCAAUAAGCUAUGAAUACAUCGAGGAUAAAAUAUUCGAGAACUCGCGGAACGUUUCAAUUAAGCUGCACCAUCGCAUCGGGAAGUUCGCGAAGCUUCAACUUUAUUUCUCUGCCAAAUGGUUGCUAAUAAGCGAAAUUACGUUUGAUUCAAUAGUGGCACAUGGUAACUUCACCGUUGAAUCGGAGCCGACGGAUGCACCGAAAGGAGAUUUCGAUAAAAAUAAUAGGGAGCACAAGAUCGAGAUACCAAUCCAUCAGCACACAUUGCAAGAUGCUACCUAUCUGACGAUCAUCAUUAUAACGCUGAUCAUUCUGAUCUUGCUGUGCGCCGUCGCCAUUCCUAUGAUAAUCAAUCGCUUCAGGAGCAGAAAGUUCUUGCAAAGUCCGAAUGCACCGAACAUGGGUUUUCCCGCAAACACGUUACCUCGUUUGCAACCUGAAUCGAUUUUCGGUGGAAUGAGCGAAAAGGUCAGUGCCAUAGAGGCGUACGGUGUGACUGAAAUAGAUGAUUGCAGAAGUCACGGAACGUUGAAAUCUAGCUUAAGAUCGACGCUACCGUUGCCUCAAAUCGGACACAAGAUGUGCGACACUAUCGAAUAUCAAGAACCAUAUCAGGCAAAGUAUGCACCUUACUACAGCUACAGUUCUGUCGUCAUGGAGAUGCAAAAUACUUUAAGCACCAAACGCAAUUAUGCAUCGACGACACCUGUUGAUGUAUACGAUUAUGCAAUACCCGAAGGUGGCACUCUGCCACUCCUCGUUACCGAACCAUCCCAAUGCAAUAAAGAUAACGAUAUUAAUACCAAAGCUAGGAGUAGUUAUAAUAGAUCUCCAACCGAACAAGAAGCAAUAAACGCGUUGAGGAAACGCUUCGAGGAAGUCGUGUUGCCUGAAUUUCCACGGCAUAGAUUAAGGAUGUUAUCUAAGUUAUCUGAAGGAGCAUUUGGAACUGUUUAUAUUGCUCAGGCUGAUGGAAUCGUCGAUCACUCAUCGAACCUAUCUUUGGGUACGAAGUUAGUGGCAAUCAAGUUUUUGGGUGAUACUUCAACUCAGAAGGAAAAGAACGAAUUUUACAGAGAUGUCAGGAUUUUGUCGGCAUUGGAUGAUGCGAAUAUUGCGAAGGUUUUGGGCGUUUGCAGUGAGGAAGAUCCGCUUUGCGUUGUAAUGGAAUAUUUGGAGCACGGAGAUUUGUGUCAAUUUCUUAAGACGCAUAUUGCAGCUGAAAGCAAUUGCACCGUUCCGCACGGGGUUAAAUCUCUUUCUCCGAAUUGUCUUCUCUAUAUGGGAGCACAGAUCGCUUCGGGAAUGCGUUAUCUGGAGUCGCUUAAUUUCGUACAUCGCGAUUUAGCAACUAGAAACUGUUUGGUGGGUAAAGCCUACCAGAUCAAAAUUUGUGAUUUUGGGACUUACAACGAAGUGUAUUACAAUGAUUAUUACAAAGUGGACGGGAACGUUCCGUUACCCAUCAGAUGGAUGGCCUGGGAGAGUGUUUACCAAUCGAAAUAUACGACGAAGAGCGAUGUCUGGGCAUUUGCCGUCACCUUGUGGGAGAUCCUGACUCUUUGCCGGAGGCAGCCGUUCAACGACUUCAGCGAUCCGUUGGUGAUGGAGAACUUGGCGCAUAUGCAUUGUGAUGACGGACAAUUUACAUACCUACCUCGUCCUUUAACGAAUAAAGACAUUUACGAUUUGAUGCUGGAGUGUUGGAAGAGAAAGGAUUCCGAACGGCCUUCCUUUAGAGAGAUACACUUAUUCCUACAAAGAAAGAAUUUAGGGUACGCUCCUACAUAGCUUUAGUAAGACUGGUUUUAGUCUAGAGGGAUCAACAAAUUUAUAAAACUGUAAAUAUAAUACAGGGUGAUAAUUACAAAGAGAACAGAGAAAAAAAAUGAAAGGGUGAAAGAGAAAGAGAAAAUAAUAAAUCGCAAUAUUUAUUUUCAAUCGCUUCGAAUCUUCUAAUGCAAUCUGUAUAUAAAUAUAAACGAAAACAUUUAUUUACUGCCUUUAUAUACAUACAUAUAAAUAUAUUUAAAAAAAUAUAUAUGAAACGAAACGAAGAGACGAAGAAGCGUAUAUUACAGAAAAAAGAACACAACUUUUAUUUGCUUUAACUUUGUUAUCAAAGAAACUAUAGCACAAUAACGAGACAAUGUAUAGAUAGUAAUUACUAAGUUAAUAAAAUAGUGUCAUGAUAAUGUAUAUUCCGCUUAUCAAGGAUAAUCUUUGUUUGAACCGUUCAGCACUGAAGUAAAAGUUAUCGUUGAUAAUAAUGGAAUUAGGGUUCAUAAACAGCCUAAAUUUAUAUAUUAUAUAUACUAGUCAAUUUAUUCGCCUGGAAACGUGGAGGAUGAAAUCGAUUCUUGGAAAUCUGUCGGAAUUUUGUACUCCAAACUAAUUUUGUAUUGAAUUUCAUACAAAUUCAUUAUUCUAUUAUAGCUACGAUAUAUGAUGAUGAGAUGAUAUUAUUAUUAAGUUUUUCGUUUUUCAGGGUGCCAACAUAUUAUUAUUAUUCUUAUUUGUUUAACAUUUAAUGCAUUCCAAAUCCUAAUACUACCCCCAUGGCACACAAUACUUGUUAUUCAUUCACACCAAAACUAUGUCAGUGUUAAGAUUUAUUUUUUCUAUUAAUCAUUAUUAUAACAUAUCAAAUCAAUAAAGAAUUGCAUUU
This is a messenger RNA of Nicrophorus vespilloides, 3901 nucleotides long. RefSeq names its product epithelial discoidin domain-containing receptor 1-like. Bases 316 to 3024 code for a protein of 902 amino acids. Lineage: Eukaryota; Metazoa; Arthropoda; Insecta; Coleoptera; Silphidae. The transcript is spliced from 9 exons. Gene Ontology annotation, biological process: positive regulation of kinase activity; multicellular organism development; cell surface receptor protein tyrosine kinase signaling pathway. Gene Ontology annotation, molecular function: ATP binding; protein tyrosine kinase collagen receptor activity; collagen binding. Gene Ontology annotation, cellular component: signaling receptor complex. The record is from RefSeq and is a predicted model, not a curated record.